This is a messenger RNA of Fusarium oxysporum Fo47, 1833 nucleotides long. RefSeq names its product serine--tRNA ligase SES1. Gene Ontology annotation, cellular component: cytosol. Gene Ontology annotation, biological process: seryl-tRNA aminoacylation. Gene Ontology annotation, molecular function: serine-tRNA ligase activity; tRNA binding; ATP binding. NCBI's taxonomy places the organism in Eukaryota, Fungi, Ascomycota, Sordariomycetes, Hypocreales, Nectriaceae. The record is from RefSeq and is a predicted model, not a curated record. The transcript has 5 exons. Bases 193 to 1611 code for a protein of 472 amino acids.
UCUUGAUUCACUUGCUUUGAUCAAGUCUCCACUACCAAGAAAGUCCAAAUCGAAAAAAGACCCCUCCAUCCAAGUCAGGUGAUCGAAGCAAUUGCCCCUCCCCCUCCUUCCUGGGCUAUCAACAACGAUAAAAAAAUCCACCACUAGGCUCAACCAGAUUGAACGAAUAUUGUACCAUCGCGAAUCGCCAAGAUGUUGGACAUUGAGGAUUUUAUCGAGGAGCGCGGCGGAAACCCCGAGAAGAUCCGAGAGAGUCAGCGUCGCCGACAUGCUCCUGUAGAGCUGGUUGACGAGGUUAUUGCCCUUUGGCAAGAUGCGCGCAAGACUCAGUAUGGAGUUACACAGAUCGGUACACAAAUAAACGGCGUUCAAAAGGAGAUUGGCCUCAAGAAACGAGCCAAGGAGGACGCGACCGAGCUACUUAAGCAGAAGGAGGAGUUGACAGAGAAGAAGAAGAUCCAGGAGGAGCUUGCCGCGGCAAAGAAUGCCGAGCUCAAAGUCAAGGCAAAGCUCGUCGGAAACUAUGUGCACGAUUCCGUCCACGUCAGCGACAACGAAGACAACAACACCAUCGAGCGAACUUGGGAACCUGGGACUUUCGACAAGACCAAGCAAGCUGCUCUUUCCCACCACGAUGUGCUGCUGCGACUUGGCGGAUACGACCCUGUUCGAGGAGUCAAGUUGGUCGGCCACCGAGGUUACUGCUUGACUGGCUACGGCAUGUUCCUGAACCUUGCACUCGUCAACUAUGCCACAGCCUUCCUCUUCAACAAGGGCUACACCCCUAACCAACCUCCCUUCAUGCUCAACCGCGACCAGAUGGCCAAGACUGCACAGCUCUCUCAAUUUGACGAGGAGCUUUACCGUGUUUCCGAAGGACCUACACCUUCCGAGUCGGAUCGAUACCUGAUUGCCACCAGCGAGCAGCCCCUUUCCGCCCUUCAUGCCGAGGAGUGGAUCCAGCCCUCUGAGCUCCCUAUUAAGUACUGCGGUUACAGCACUUGUUUCCGAAAGGAGGCCGGUAGCCACGGUCGUGAUGCCUGGGGCGUGUUCCGCGUGCACCAGUUCGAGAAGGUUGAGCAGUUCGUCCUCUGUGGCCCCGAUGACAGCUGGGACCAGUUUGACCAAAUGAUGGCCAACUCCGAGGAAUUUUACAAGUCCCUUGGACUUCCUUACCAGGUCGUGGGUAUCGUCACAGGUGCGUUGAACAACGCUGCUGCCAAGAAGUACGACUUGGAGGCAUGGUUCCCCUUCCAGAAGGAAUACAAGGAGCUUGUUUCUUGCUCCAACUGCACAGACUACCAGACCAGAGAGCUCGAGAUUCGCCAUGGUUCAAAGAAGGGCAAGCAGAUCGUUGGUGGCGGAAAGAAGGAGUAUGUCCAUGCUCUGAACGCUACACUCUGUGCUACUGAGCGAACACUAUGCUGCAUUCUUGAGAACUACCAAACAGAGGAAGGACUCGUUGUGCCCGAGGUGCUGCGAAAGUAUAUUCCUGGCGAGCCUGAGUUCUUGCCUUUUAUCAAGGAGACCCCCAAGGAAGCAGAGAAGACCGAAAAGAAGGAGGGCGGCAAGAAGGAGAAGAUCCUUCCUGUUCGUGAGACUAAGGCAUAAAUGAGUGCAUUCUGUCGAGAUGAAAUGGGAUGUUAUAGAGGAAGAACAUGUGUUCUGUUUUUGAUGAUACAGCGUAUGAUGGGAAUGCAGUAGAAAUCAAUCAAAAUCAUCAACAAGAUAGCUGGUCACCUAAACAAGCUGGACGAAUCUCUGUUUGUUCAAUAUGUUGGUACUCGUCUCUGAACAAAGCUUGGAUGAAAGCUUGAAUACAGGUCGGAAGAG